AGGAUUAAAAAAACGUAGAAAGAAUGGCAAUCUUUCUAUGUCUGAAAGUAUUACGUUAAUGGCUAAUUUUAUUUUUCAGAGAGACGUUGUAGAAGGAAAUCAACCUCUCGUUGAAUUUUCAAAACUUAGGUAUAUUAUUGAAGAGAAAGAUAAAUGGCUAACAUUAUUUUUUGACGAAAUUGAAGCUGGAGCUGACAUGGAAAAAAAGAGCAAUGAUGAAAAAAAAGAACUUAAUCGAUCCCUAGCAUAUCAAUGUUACUUGAUAUGUUGGAAUCGAAAUAGGGAUAUACCACUCUGGGAUCUAAAAAACAAACAAGUGGAAGGUGAAAAGUUUACUUGGGUGGAUGGUGUGGUUGUAUUGAUGAAUUUGUUUUAUGAUAGAGAAAAAAAGAAAAAUUUGCCACUAAUUUACAGUUUUCAAGAGUUGCGAAAGGAAAUAGAAAACAAGGAUCAUUGGCUAA
Racocetra persica is the source of this 461-nucleotide messenger RNA. The record is from the annotation of a GenBank genome assembly. NCBI's taxonomy places the organism in Eukaryota, Fungi, Glomeromycota, Glomeromycetes, Diversisporales, Gigasporaceae.